CACCGCCCGCUCGCCCGUCCUCCCCGCUACGCGACUGCGAACACCGCGCGCCGCGUCCGUCCGCGUCAUUGAACAACAAGACUCGCUCGAUGGCAGGCGUCUUUCUGCCAAUAUGAAAAAAGGAGUUAAGAAACUCCAUCACAAAACACGCGAUAGUGGAAUUUAUAUGUUAUUCUUAAUUAAUAAAUAAUUUUAUUUUUAUAGUGUUAAUGCCUUGAAUAACAUAUUUUUAUUUAUUAGUGAAUGAUAGUUAAUUAUUGUAAAUGCGCUAAUAUCUCUAUAGUGCUCUGUGAUUGUUUUGUUUAAAAUAUUUACAGCUUCAACAAAACAAAAUAUGCAAAUGUCAGUGACUGUGUAGUGUAAUUAUCAAACAUAACAUUAAAUGUUCGUGAUCGAUUCACUUAUUUGUGUCUCGAUUGUUGUGCCAUCGUAUUUGGAUUUUUAUGCACAUCACUAACUGUCAUCCAUAGGUGGAAAACCUACAAGAAUUGUGGACGACACUGUUUCAAAUAUGUGUUGUGAUUUGCAGAUGCUCUCGGUACAAGUGCCGGGGUGCGCGGGCAUGGAGCGGCUGGGCGCGCCGGGGGGACCGCGCCUACGGCACGAUCACAGACAUCACCAUUCCACAUUGGAAUGGGAGAAGCAGCAGAGACUGCAGGCGAUGGUGGGGCGGCUGCAAGAGAUGGUGGAGCAGGAGACGCGCGCGCGCUCCGCCGCGGCCGCCGAGCGCCUCGGCCUGCCGCCCAGCAUACAGCUGCCCGACGGCGAGUACGGCCAGGACGUGCAUCUGCAGCUACGAGUCCCUUACCAGCAAGCCGAGCUGACGAGAAGCAGCUUCCAGCCUCCCCCGAACAAGUGCGUGAGCGACGUGCCCGAGUGGGCGGGCGGCGCGGAGGCGUCGCUGGCGCGGCGCAAGAAGGACGGGCUGCUGCAGAAGGCCACGCGCUGGUGGGUGCGCAUGGGCGCGCGGCCGGCGCCGUGCCUGCCCGCCGCGCCGCCCGCCGCGCCGCCGCCCUGCGUCAUGGUGCCGCGCCGCGCCGCGCCCGAGCCGCCGCCCGACGCGUGACCGCCGCGCCAGCCGUCCGGAGACCAUAUCACGCUUACAUUCCAUUAUCGGGACGGUCGGACGAGCCGCGGUGCACGCGCGUCCCGGAGUAUUAUAGACUUGGUAUUUAUUUAUUCGGGAGCGGCGGGCGGCGGCGGCGGUGCCGGUGGCUCGCCCGCCGCGCCGAGCGCCGUCUAAGAGUUUCGCGAAAACUAAGACUGAGAUAAAGUAAAAAGAUAUAACGUUAUAAAGUCUACGUUGAAGUAUGUUGUCUUAGGUGAAAUUGAUUCAGAUAGAAACGAUUAAAGGUAUAUUAUAAUAUUUAAUGAAUCUUUCGACGGCCGCCCUCGAUGAUAUCGUGUAUUAGCCGAGGGCCCGUCGACGGUGAGCUGAAGUCUUGCAGUGUACAGUUUCAUGUUUAAGUGACCUAUUUUAAAGUUUAAUUUCUAUCCAGCAGCUAUAACUCUGUGUUUAAACAACUUUUAUAUUUAUUUAUAAUUGUAUGUAAAGGAUGCAUAUCAGUACAGUAAACGCAAGGAAUAUUAAUUUACGUUGCAUAGUUACUAUUUUAUUGUAAAUAUUGUCUCUAAUUUAAUAUUAUUAGAUUAAUUAUUAUGGCCGAACGCCAGAACCCGGGGGUCUUUUCAAUUGAGUGUUUGCUACAUUCCAUAUUUAUGUUGAAAUAUUUUCGAUAAUACUUACUGUACUAGUUGCUUCCACCUGUCUACCUUAGUCCUUGUAUGUCUGUGUCCAGUGUCACGAUGCCUGCUGGGGCGCCUGUGUCGAUACCUAGUCAUGCUGACAAUAAUUGACAAUCGAUUAGUGACUGAUAAUUAAAAUGCAGAUGAAUAGAAAUCUCAUUAGAAAAUAGACAUAAAAAGAAAAAUAUUGAAUUCUUUAGUUAUAAAUUAGCUGUUUAUUAUUUAUAUUAUUCGGUCGGCAGAACAAGUCCUUGCAUGUUAUAGUGGCACAGACAGAGUCAGUUUGUGCUGUAUGACAAGUUGCGCUACCUUGCUUAUUAGACUUUGCUUUGCCGGCCAUCACAGAAGUGUCACCAUAGUCAUUAUAACUAUGUUUGCAUCCAUGAUAUCAUCAACGGAUCUAGUUGAAUAGUGUUUUGUCAUACCCAUUGUUUUCACACACAUGCAAUCAAACACCGUUUGUCUUAGUCCAUUUAUAAUAAAGGCGCUCGCCUAAUCAUCUAUACUUUAUUCAAUAGGUUGCAGUGAACACUUGUAUUUUUCCUGUACAUAAUUAAUAUAGGUCAAAAAGUGUUUUGAUUUUAAUACAAUUACGGGUCUUAAGCCUAACACUUGCCGUUAGUAAGCUACAAUGCUGGAGUAUUUUACAAUAAAAUGGCGCAAUAGAUGUAACUUCUUUUAACUGUUAUAAAUAACGCAAUUUUCACAAGCUUCCGAGGUUCGUUCAAUCAUGUGACUCCUGAAGAUAUUAUAUUUAUUUAGAUGUAUUCUAGUCGCUACCACGCGUAGUUUGAUUCUAUCCCAAAAAUGUUGUAUAACUUAUUUAUGAAAGCUUGAGAAUGUCCAUGUAUUUAUAACGUUGUCUGGAAUGGUAUGCAGCACAAUACAAACAAAGGAAAUACAUUGAAAUGUGCCCUAUUUUCCAAAUAGCUAUAACAUAAGUACGUUGUUGUUACUUAAGAGAUAGUGUAGUGCAUUAUUAUCGCGAGUGUGUACGUGUGCGUUGUCUCGUUACGUAUUGUAUGUGUGGAGCGAAACAAUCCUUUGUCUGUAUCCUUAGUAAAAUGGCACAAAAGUUUGCGCAUUUUAUUGAAUUUAUUACAUUGACAGCAUUGGAGUGCUAUACGCGGCCAUUUUUACGGACUGAACCAUAAUAUAAUGUUCAAAAUGUUAAACAAAUAAGUAAUUAUAAUUACUUGAAGCUGAUUUGUUUUGUAUAUUUAUUGUUUGUCUUCGAUGUUUUAAUAUGGCGAUUGAUAAAAAUAGUUCAUUGAAAGACAAUUUAGUAUUUAUUUUAAACUUUUUGUAUAUACUUAAUAUAAAUAUAUAACAAACUAUUGUUGUGGCCUACACCUUAAAAUAGAGUGCGUAUGUUCAGCAUACAAAUGUUAACGUUGAAACAUGUGCAUUAAUCGAAUCUCUCGAGUUCUUACUGCUUAUGAGAGACAUUGAACAUCCCUAAAUGAUCGAGUUGUACAGUAUUCUGCAUAACAGGACAAAAAUAUAGGAAUUAAUUUUCGGAUUUCUAUAUUUUUGUUUUAUAUUUUACGGUCACAAGUAUUGUAAUACAUAACGCAGCUUAUCAUUUUAUUAAGUCCCGCCAUGUCUUUUCGUUGCCUUAAAAUUAUAAUUAGUGUCGAAAGCGCUAUUUUAGCAAUCGUUGUACAAAAUGCUGAUGGAAAUAUAAAAGUUGUUUAAAAUAGUCUCACAGAAUAGAUAUUUAAUCUAGAUAUCAAACAAUAUUCCAUUUGUCAUAUUAAUAAGUAAAAGCAGAAGCAAAUGUUUAAUGAUAAAAGAAAACUGCAUUAAAUUAUGACCUACCAAUAAUGA
Molecule: messenger RNA, 3576 nt
Organism: Helicoverpa zea (corn earworm)
Lineage: Eukaryota; Metazoa; Arthropoda; Insecta; Lepidoptera; Noctuidae
Exons: 4
Coding region: 512-1066 (184 amino acids)
Source: RefSeq, a predicted model, not a curated record